GCGGGGCCGAGCACCGGGGCGGGGCCUAAGCGGAAAGGGCGUGGCCGCAUCCCGGAAGCGCGUCGGGCCGGCCGGAAGCGGAGGCCGGGAGGAGAAUGGCGGAGGGGGAGGUGUCCGAGGGCUGCCGCCUGCCCGUGCUGCGCCGUAACCAGGACAACGAGGAUGAGUGGCCACUGGCCGAGAUCCUGAGCGUGAAGGACAUCAGCGGCAGGAAACUGUUCUACGUGCACUACAUCGACUUCAACAAGCGUCUGGACGAGUGGGUGACCCACGACCGGCUGGACCUGAAGCGGGUGCAGGUGCCCCGCAAGGAGGCCAAGACCCCCACCAAGAACGGCCUGCCCGGCUCCCGGCCCGGCUCCCCCGACAGGGACACGAGGAAGAGCCUGGAGCUGGCGCUGUCGGUGGCCCCCGCCAGCGGGAAGAGUUUGCCAGGGCCACCAGCGGGGCCACCACCGGGGCCAGCAGGGCCACCGGCAGGGCCACCAGCAGGGCCACCGGCAGGGCCACCAGCAGGGCCACCAGCAGGGCCACCAGCGGGGCCGGGGCCCAUCACGCUCCGCUUGCACCUGCCCAAGGAGAGCGAGGCCGAGCCCCCCCAGCGCCCCACGAAGCGCAAGGUGGAGGUGGUGUCCCCGGCCACGCCCGUCCCCGCCCCCAGCGAGACCUCGCAGGCCUCCGUUGUUCCC
Molecule: messenger RNA, 689 nt
Organism: Serinus canaria (Common canary)
Lineage: Eukaryota; Metazoa; Chordata; Aves; Passeriformes; Fringillidae
Product: histone acetyltransferase KAT5-like
Exons: 6
Source: RefSeq, a predicted model, not a curated record